This is a messenger RNA of Kwoniella botswanensis, 1467 nucleotides long. RefSeq lists its product as uncharacterized. The coding region runs from base 1 to 1467 and encodes 488 amino acids. Lineage: Eukaryota; Fungi; Basidiomycota; Tremellomycetes; Tremellales; Cryptococcaceae. The transcript is spliced from 2 exons. The record is from RefSeq and is a predicted model, not a curated record.
AUGUCCGAUCCCACCGAUAUCCCAAUACCAGAAGAGGUGUACAAUCUCUAUCUGCGAACUUUGAAAGAUGGAGAUCCCAUCCACCCCCAUAUGGCUCGAAGAGAGGUUCACUUCCCGUCGUUGAUCGAAGACUGGACGACAUUCUGGAACCCGUUUCUAAGGGACAAGACACUCGCUGAAAUAUCUUCAACCGAUGAGUUUAGAGCGCUCAACAAUUUCAUGCUCACACUCUUGACAGCGAUAGAGGAUAUCGACAAGGAUAAACAUGACGCUUCUGCAUCCGACGCUUCUUCCGUUGGAUCAACUUCACCCCCCGCCAAUUCGCAACACCAUCAUCCUUCUCCGCCAUCAAGAGACGGACUGAUGGGCUGCAAAUCAAAAGAAUUGGAUUUCAAGAAUUUCGCACAUGAACACACCGAAUCAGAAGAAACACCAACCGCUACCAUAAGACAACAACAAAAAGCUCUUGACCUGUUAGCGGCAAAGGUAAAUAGUCAAGAUGAGACCAUUCGUCAACUCAAGGAAAGGCUGAGUCGACUAGAAGCUGGAUCGAAGCCCGCUUCAUUCACUUGUCAACCUGCUUCCACCGAGUCCUCCAAAAUCAACAGCGAUCCUUCGACCGAGGUAAUGACUGAUCAAGCCAAACAUGCUCCUAAGAUCUUACCUUUCCAUUUGAAUACUUCUGAUCACCCAAUAUCCAGUCCAAACGAUGUCAAUGAUCAAGGUAACUUGCCGACUGAGACCAAAACUUCGCCUGGCUCUUCUUUCUCUGACGAAGGUUACGAUGUCGUAGCAGUAUCACCUAAGUCACCUUCCGGCAAUAGAACAACAAUCGUAGAAGAACCCAAGGCUGUCGAAGGUAUCCAGCCCGGAGCACCAGAUCCCCUCUCACCUGAAACUACAACAGGAAAUGAUCCUGUCGAGUCUAAAUGUUCAAAUCGUGACAAUACCGAAGUCCCACCUGAAACCUCUUCUCUCGAUACUUCACCUUUACCUCCAACCCAAACGGUAGUUCCAUCUAACGAUGGUCCAGCGUCGAACUUCACACGAGAGCUCGCCAAGCAGCUUCUACUUCUCAAAGUCAGGAUUGUCAAACUGGAAGAGGACCACAACGCUUCGCAACUUGAAAAUCAAUCACUCAAGACCGAGAUAGAAAAUGUCAGGAAUUCUCAACCGUUAACUCGUAAGGAUAGAAAAGGAUUAAAACACCUUCAAGAUGAAAUGAACAAACUUCGUAUCAUCCAAAAUAACGAUAUCAAGAAUAACCUUUUCUUCAAAGAUCUGUUGGAGAAAAUCAAUGAGAGGAUCGAGGAUAUGGAGCAUAUGGAGCCUGGUAAGAUGGCGAGUCUCUUGAAUAACUUGAAUUACCUCAAGGGGAGAUUAGAGGUGUUGGAAGAUAAGUUGAAACUUCAGGAAAGGAGGGUCGAGUAUCACGCGGAUGAUAAGAUCAGGAUUAGGGAAGUUUAG